UUGUUGUUGCAGCCGCCAACGAGUGUCAGUUUCAGCGCUGCCGCCUGCGGUCUCUCCGGUGAGGGUUCCCGGCCUCCCAGUGCCAAGGCCGCCCCGCGCCCCCUGCUCUGCGCGCUCUGGCCCCCCGGAGUCGGCCCGGGCCCCAAGUCCUAGAGGCCUCUACCCCGCGCCUAGAUGGCGAACUCGCCGGCCGCUGUGCCCCUGGGCUCGCAGGAGCAGAGUUACCCGAUCCGCGUGGAGCACGACCGUCGGCGCCGCCAGUUCACUGUCCGGCUCAACGGGUGCCACGACCGGGCUGUCCUGCUCUACGAGUACGUGGGCAAGCGGAUCGUGGAUCUGCAGCACACCGAGGUCCCUGACGCUUACCGUGGGCGUGGCAUUGCCAAGCACCUUGCCAAGGCUGCUCUGGACUUUGUGGUGGAGGAGGACCUGAAGGCCCAUCUCACAUGCUGGUACAUCCAGAAGUAUGUGAAGGAGAACCCGCUGCCCCAGUACCUGGAGCGCCUACAGCCAUGACCCUGGCUUGCAGGGCAGGAGUGUUCCUGCCAGAUCUUUCCUCACAGCCAUCGCCCUGGCUCUCUUCAUGCUCUCAGGAAACCUGGAUCCCAUGGGGGACUACUCAGAGUUAUUUUUCUAAGCAUGCUCAUCUGUGGCCCCUGGAGGUAGCUGGCCAAGGAUGGGCAGUAGUCCAGCAACUGUGGCCAAGGGGAGGCCAGGUAACUGCAGUCUGGCAACUCCUGCUCUGCAGACACUGGCUGGCUCUCAGAAGACCACACAGCCUAUUGUGGGCAGGCCUUUGAGGGCCUGUGGCUAGGACUGGGAUGUGAACAGGGCAUCCCUGUGGCCAUUCUGGGUCCCAUCUGUGUUCCCUGCUUUGUGAUUGGCAGAUGGGCUAUCUUGGCACCCCCCACCACCGCCGCCGCCUCUCAGUCUGUGACCUUUUUGCAAAUGAGGAGUGUGUUCCUCAAGCUGAGAAGAGCAAUAAGAAACUACGUGCCAACUUCUGAGAGGCGCAGCACCAGGCUGUGGCUGCCGUUGAUGCUGCCCCUUGUCUUCCUCCAGCUGUGUGCCCUGGCAUGAGGUGGCAAGGGGCAGCCCUCCCUGAUGUAUGAGGCCAGGAAUGGGUGACCGGAGCACUGGCUCAGGCCCCAUGGUGCACACAUGAGCCCACGCACACACAUGGAACUCUGAGUGCCAACCUGUGUGUCAGUGGAGAGGCCAAUAGUGGGAGCACUGGCUUCUCCCUCCUUGGUGCCCAUUCCCUUAACUCCUUCUUUGUCUGUCAGCUCUGUGGGAAACCAAGGUCCCUGUCCCCUGUGGCUACCCUGCCCUCCCUGUGUGCUUGUCUGCCAGGGGCCAGCUCCAGGUCCGGCUAAGCAUCGCAGGAAUUCCCACUACUUGCUGGCCUCCUGGCUACCCUGUGGGUGAGCUUUCUCAAGAAAGGACCCUUUGGAGCUGAGGUAGAAAGGAGGCACACUCCUCAAAAACCAUCCUCACCACCCCAAAAGAAACAUUUCUGUGGAGGGAUUUCCUUUACAGCUAUAAGAUACCAUGGUGAUAUCUGACGAUACCAUGGUGAGCUUAUGGCCCAGCGUGGUCUGUGACCUGCCUGGGGUCACAGGGUCCCUCCUAGACCAGCCUUCCUGGUAGUGUCCUGGAAGACACACCCCAGCACCCUCUGCUCAGCGCUAGCAUUUUUGUGGACUCCCUUUCAGGGGUUACGUAGGAAUCAGGGUCCUGACUCCAGUGCCCUGUUCCCCCACAGGCCAGAUCUCUGCACCUGCUCCUCUGUGGGGCAGGAGGGGAUGGACCCUAGGAGCUGGAGUCCCUUUGGGGCUGACACACAAGUUAACAGUGAAUCCCUAAGAGUGAUGUUUUCCCUGCAGGCCUCUGGCUUGGGGUUGGGGACCCCAGGGGAUGAGGGUGCUGGUUACCGUGGCAACCUGUCCAUGGAUCUCUCUGUUCCCAGGCUUAGGGACAAGCCCCCACCACCAUCACUGCAGCAGCUGGGUUGCCCUGUACACAGAGACCUUCCUGCCAAGGGUCAGGAACAUCUUGAUCUGCACAUGCACAUUCUGGCCUCCAGGAAAGAGCUCUUGGGAAAGAGCUUUAAGACAGCAUCCCCUUCCCACUGUAUUCCCCAGCUGUCUGCAACAUGCUACUGGGAGGGUGAGGGUAGUCUUUGGGCCCCCACUGUGCUGGGGAUUAACCCAGAAACUGCUGGCAAGAGGUGGGCUCAGCUCCUGGAUCCCUUCCAAGGCUGGGGCUGUCUAUUCAUAGCACAUUCAAGAAAAGGGUGGGCUGUAGGCCUCAGAGUAGACAGGCCAGCCCAAAGUCUAGGUCCCUCCCUUCCUAGGACCAUCUUCCCCAUUCAUCUCUCACCAAGUGUAAGCACAGAUUCUGUACUGAAAACUCCAGUGGCUCAGUGAGCUGGUGCCAUCUCCCUCACAGCCUGUGGGACAUAGUGACCCCGUUACAGGGGGGUGCCCUCUACAUAGGAUCCCAGGGCAAGUAGGGCACUAAGGGGUAGGUGGCACCAGAGGGACUUGUUCCUGUCCCCAUUGUGUCCCAACCCAAACCUGUGUUCUAACAGCAGGCAGCUCACCAUGCCCAGGCCAACCUGCAAACAAAACUUAAACCAAGAGCUGCUCAGGGUCCAGGGGGCGGGGAGGAAGGCCAUGUAGCCUUUGGCCCAGGAACAGUGUGUCCCCAGCUCCUUCACGUAUGACUUGGCCUCCAUGCUGCCUUACAGUGCUGCUGCCGCUCAGGGGUCUAAUGCUGUUCCCAGCCCUUGGGCUCCAGCAGAGCCUCGAGGCAGCAGCAGCAGCAUGACGCCUCUGGCAGGCUGGGGGUGCAGCAGACCCUGGCCUGGAGCCCUCGGCCAACAGCCAGUUGUGCCAUGGCUGGCCAGCUUCUGGUGCUGCCCCAGAUAUCUGACAUCCCAGCCUCUGUUGCCCCUGUACUGUUGCCCUGGGAGCCCUUGAUCUGGAGGAGAGAACCUCUCCACCCCCUUUCAGCAGGUUGCUCUCCUGUCACCUCGCUUUGUGAGUUUCUCUUACUUGCCUCAUCUCCACAGGUAGUAACUCAUGUGCCUUUCCUACUCAGGACCCAUUCUAGGGGAUGUCUGGGUCAAGGCUCCAGACCUCCCUUUGGUAUUUGUCAAACUCCUGAACAGACUGCCUGAAGUACAUUUCAAUAAAAGCUGGCCUAGUAUGUGGCUUUAGGGCAGCCUCUAGAGGAGGCCCAGCAGGUGCUCUGUGGCCAGGGGCUGCUAUGCCCUAUCUUGCUGGCAAUCUGAAUCCUGGCCACUUUUACAAUGAACAGACUGAAGCACAGCCAGCUUUGGGGGCUCACAGGGUGUGAGGGCAGGCUAGGCAGGAGGUCAGUGCCCUAGUCCUGCAUCUGUUCCUAUGUGAUUAACAGCAUGGUCCUCGUUCUCAAACGGAGAGUAAGGCUCUGACAAGCACAGGGGUUUGGCUGAGGCCUCACAGAAAGAUGGCAGUGGCAUCAGCAGGGGUUCUGGCACCAUGCUUUCUGUGUCCUUUGUCAACAGCUGCCUACUCCAGAGGGGAAGGCCCCUCAGAGGCCCUGGUAACACUUAACCUGCAGAGCAGCUGGGAGCCAGUUACCUGGAAGAGACUGUCAUGUUGCUUCACACAGCCUCAACUGUUAGACAUGUUUCUCUCUGCCUAGAAAGCCUCCUCUUGGGGCUUCUGGUCCAGCAGAGAGAGGUUGGGUACCCGUGCAAGCUUGUCGAGUCAAGUCACAAUGGCCUUAGAACAGGGUUGAGAGAGUCUUGUACCUGGUCCAGGGCCCUGUCUUGUCCCUCUGCUCCCUCGCCCAAGGAGGCAGGGAUUUUUUCCUAAGUGGCAUGUUUUUCCCCUAAUUCCCACCCCAGGGGUCACAGUGCCACCCCCAGCCAUUUGAAGAAGAGGAGUGACCCGCAAGUGCCAUGGGCUCCCCCAAUCUGCUCUCACUGGAGUCUCCCAGCAGCCCUGUGAGAUACCAGUCAUCACGCCCAUCUCGUGGAUGAGGAAACAGCUCGGUGGGGUGAGCAUUAGGUUGUUGCCCAUGUUGUUGGGAGAUUGGGGACAGGAUAUAUGCCACCUUUGUAAAGUGAUGUGCCCUUGUAUGCCAUGAAACCUUAUGUCCACUUAGGUGACAGAUGGCCUUGGAGGGCAACACACAUAACAUUUCUCGGAGUUUCCCUGGGCAUUUGGAAGGCUGAGGUGGGUUCUGUCUUGAGCUACAAAGUGCAAGGCUAAUUAAGGAUGCCUGGCUAUUGAAAAGAUGACAUUGCACAUAGAUCUGGGUUGUGACAAGAAUAUUGAUGGAGUGUGCAACCAUACAGUUGUCCCUUAGUUCAGGAGUCUCAGAUGUGAAGGCCACCCAAAUGUUCCCUCUACUGUUCUCAGGGUCCCACUUCUUCCAAAGCAACACCCUAAAUUUUAUAUGAGAGGGCCAGCAAGACUGUGAAUUCGACUUGUAACUGCAGCCUGCAGGAUCAAAUGCAGGGUUGUGUUUUGAGUUGUAUCCUCCUUAUGGCAAUAGGAUAUUAAACAGAUUGUUUUCUGGCUGUCAAA
Molecule: messenger RNA, 4583 nt
Organism: Artibeus jamaicensis (Jamaican fruit-eating bat)
Lineage: Eukaryota; Metazoa; Chordata; Mammalia; Chiroptera; Phyllostomidae
Gene: NATD1
Product: N-acetyltransferase domain containing 1
Exons: 3
Coding region: 175-516 (113 amino acids)
Source: RefSeq, a predicted model, not a curated record